AAACAAAUGUAGGUUGUAAUCACGUGGGCAUCCUCCAUCGAUCCUUACCUUACCUCGUAGUGUGCUCCAAUCUCCAUGCAUGGCUAUGGCCGCAUAACACCACCACCAUCCGUUUCAUCCUUCAGUUUUCCCAAAUUCUCUUGUGUUUCAGGUUCAUCGUCCAAUGCUUUCUCUUUCAAACAUCCUAUAAAUGGGACUUGUUCCAUCUUUCCACCCAAAAAAACCAUCCAAUCUCCUCCACCUAACCGCUGUAGAAACAAAUGUUACGAUCAGCAUCCCCCCUCAAUCCGGAAUCCCAUCCUAAGCCUCGGCCACCACGCGACCCAGAUAUGGAAGGUUCCUCCCUCACCGACGAUCCUCAGAUACGUCAGGCGCUCUACAUAGCCAUGGCCCACGCCGGCGUCGCCUUCGCCCUUCUCCUUCUCUACGGUGUAAGUAAAAUCCUCGAAUAUUAUCUCCGAGCAUUGCUUUGGGCUGUUAUCUGUUCAAUCCCUCUUCGAGGAAUUCAACAAACCUUAGUUUCAUUUUGGACCAAACCCUUGGAGUCAGGAAUACCAGAUACAAUUAUGGCCGUACCAAAAUCCAUGUUCAGAGCUUUCAUUGGAACCAUCGUUGAAAUCAAAGAUCUUUUCUAUAAAAUAAUCGGUCGUCACAAGAGGAGCUUCAAUCCUCCGAAGAGUAAACGAAGUGGGUUUUCGAUUGUGUUCAGACGAUUGGUGUCUUUAUGGGUUUUCGUUAUGGCUUACGAACAAUUUGGUGGACUUGGCGCUACAUCUCUGUUAGUAUUAGGGUUUAUGUUUACGGCCAAUUACAAUGUCGAAUGCAUGUCUGUUGUUUCGUCUUUCAAAAGCUAUAGCUUCAAACGAACACCUCGCACAUCGUUUCUAACAAGAGGAAUCUUGAAGAAAUUACAAACCAUCGUAGCAAUCGGAUUGAUAUUGGGAAUGAUCGUUGGUUCUCUAGUUGCAGCGAUGUUUUUCUCAUAUAAAAUCGGAGUUGAAGGGAGAGACGCGGUUUAUUCGAUCAAACUACGCGUUGAAGAAAGCGAUUACGCAGAGAAAAUUGGCGUCAAACAAUGGAUGGCUGAAAACGAUGUUAGAGAGAUGUUAGCAAAGUACACAACCCAGUUUUAUGGAACAGUUUACGAACAGAUUGAUAGUUUAGCAGCAGAAUACAACAUGACAGAAAUUGUCGAUGAAAUGAAAAACGUAAUGGCAGAAAAAUCGACAAAUUCUAAUGUAACUUCAACUGCACUAACAACACCAAAUCCAUUUGCAGAAAAGAUUCUAAACUUGAGAAGACACGUCAAAAAUGGCGAAUGGGCUGAAAUUUAUCCAGAAGUCAAUGCUCUCUUCAAAGAAGUACAAAUCAGCAGAGAAGAUAUUAUCGAAAAAGCAAAAGAAAUUGCUUUUCAAGGGAAAGACAUUCUACAAAGAGUUUUAGCCAGUGGUCAAUCGAUUUUGGGAGGCAGCACUAAGCUUUUGUUCGUGGUUAUCGAGUCGAUCGUAACCGGAGCAGCCGGUCUUUUUUGUUUUCUUUCACAAUCGAUGGUUUUCAUCUGGGUUUUAUACGCUCUCAUAACAUCGGAUUCGAAAGGUGUAACUGAGCAUGUUAUGUUAAUGUUUCCGAUCCCAAAGAACGCAAGAACACGAUGUGUUGAAGUGUUGGACAAAGCAAUUUCCGGCAUACUUUUAGCGACGGCGGAGAUUGCUUUCUUUCAGGGGUGUUUUACUUGUCUUUUGCUUAGACUUUUCAACAUUCAUUUCUUGUAUGUGUCGACUUUACUUGCAGUCGUGAGCCCUAUCUUCCCGUUGCUUCCAUAUUGUUUGGCGACAAUUCCGGCGAUUAUACAGUUGGUGAUGGAAGGGAAAUACGUAGUGGCGAUUUUUUUGCCUAUUAUUCAUGUUGUGAUGAUUGAUAAUGGUGAUAGUGAAAUUCUAGAGCAUAUACCUGGUCAUAAUCCGUAUCUUACUGGGCUUAGCAUCUUCGGAGGUGCUGCUAUUUUUCCAUCUGCGGUGGAGGGAGCGAUAGUGGGGCCACUGAUAACGACGGUUGUGAUUGCUCUCAAGGAUUUGUAUGUAGAAUUUGUUUUGGGUGAACGAAAGGGAAUCAAAACAGCGUAGGAGGAAGAAGCAGUGAAGUCUUUUGAUAUUAUACGAAGCUGUGCAUGAAUAACGUUUUUGAGAAUGAUGAUUAAUCAUGGAAGCUACCAAUUCAAGAGGGAAUGUGAGUUGGGUGGUGUGAAGUUGAUUUUUGUUAUUACUGUUACAGUUUGCAGGCUUGGUUUUUUUUGGAAGGACUAGUGUAUGUAUUUGUAAUUAUGCAUUUAUUUAUGUUUUCAUGUUUGUCAUUUUAGAUUUUUAGGGAAAACAAGAUGUAACAUUUGUUAAAAAAUCAUUAUUUAAGAUUAUGUUAUACUAUGAGCAGGUCAAAUAAGGACAUGAAAACCAUCAAACAGACCAAGG
Molecule: messenger RNA, 2465 nt
Organism: Lactuca saligna
Lineage: Eukaryota; Viridiplantae; Streptophyta; Magnoliopsida; Asterales; Asteraceae
Source: the annotation of a GenBank genome assembly